This is a messenger RNA of Aedes albopictus (Asian tiger mosquito), 17612 nucleotides long. Its product is annotated as longitudinals lacking protein, isoforms F/I/K/T-like. NCBI's taxonomy places the organism in Eukaryota, Metazoa, Arthropoda, Insecta, Diptera, Culicidae. The transcript is spliced from 2 exons. The coding region runs from base 2466 to 4088 and encodes 540 amino acids. Gene Ontology annotation, molecular function: DNA-binding transcription factor activity, RNA polymerase II-specific; RNA polymerase II cis-regulatory region sequence-specific DNA binding. The record is from RefSeq and is a predicted model, not a curated record. Gene Ontology annotation, cellular component: transcription regulator complex; PcG protein complex; chromatin. Gene Ontology annotation, biological process: regulation of transcription by RNA polymerase II.
GUACCAUCUACACACUACAUUCCCAUCGGAUUAUGCAAGCAUCGCGACGAUGAUGCUGCUCCUGCUGCCGCUUUAGUGACGCUGACUGGGCUGACUACUAUUUCAACUUUUAUUUGAAAAAAGAAAAUCUCCCAGAAGUCAAUACUUAUAUGAAUUAGGCCUAAUAAUAAAUUGUGCUUUCGGAAAAUUAAGAUAUGAAAUUGUGUUCUGAUAAAAUCAGCAGAGUGGCUGCAGUAUGACGAAGGCAUGACUACCGACGACGGCGACGCCGCGGAAUACAAACAAACACUCUACGUUUAAACCAAUCAAAGUAUGAAAUUCUGUAAGAUUAUUGAGUCCUUUACGCUCCUAAAACGUUUUAUUUUGAACACAGUUCGUGAAUCUAUCUUUUCUUAGUUUAUCAUGAGAAAUUUUGGUAAUUAUUAUGAAAUAAACAGCAUUAUCCAAUGUUUGAAAAAUCUGUUCAUUCCAGCACACCUAUGGGUGGCACUAUUUAAGAGUGUUCGAAAUAUUUCGGCCAAAAUAGUUCUGAACCAAAAUCAAGAGAUGGCGCUAGUUUUCAACGGUUUUUAUUUUAAAAUUUUGGACGAGAAUUUCAUGAACCUUUGCACUAGCUGGCAUGUCGGUUCGUCGGUGACGUCACUUUGACACUAAAGUGCAUCCAAAUGCACCGACAGCACAACUGACAGCACGAAUUUGACACUUGAUUGGUUUUUAAUUGCAAAAACUUGUCAAAUUUUGCAAUUAGCGAACUUGCAACUAAAAAGCGUUGCAAUGAGGGGGUUUGUAACGAGCGAACGACCGCUGUAUUACCGCUCACAUCUUAAAGUUUGGUCGACCCAAGGGGUUGGUCAUUCAAAUAGAGUUAAUAAACUAUAGAGGACGAAUGUCGCUGCUGUUCCCUUUGUUCUCGCUCGCAAACAUGUCGGGUAUCUAUCUGUCAAACUGCAUACUUUUUCGCUUUGACACUUAUAGCCCGGCCUAUCUACGCCAGCAAAAGAUGUUUCGGCAACGACGCCAGCGACAUUCUUCCUCUAUAGUUUAUUACCUCUAUUGUCAUUCAGCACACUUCGUUUGUGCCAAUAUUUUUGAGCGUGUGCCAAAACUGUGCCGGAUGAUUUUCAAUGUGUGCCGGGCUAGUAAUCCUACAUUAUAGAGAUCUGCGGAGGCGGCCAUUGUGAGCCAAUCGUGCAGAGAGAACUGUCAAAGUGUGAGCCUAAUGAACAUGCUUAUCGUUCGUAGGAAGGCGUCGUUUGAAUGGUAUUGCAAUCGGAACUAAAUAAAUAAAAAUUAUUUAUUUUUAAUAUCGAGAAAUUGGCGGCAUAUGUAUGUUUAGUAAAAAGAUAAAAAUUUAUUAAUUCUGCUUUCAAAAGCUCAUGCUUAUGACGACACUUUUGUUGCUGAACUUGUCGAAAAAACUUCCAUUGCUGCUUCUUGCUUCACUUCUGCCGAUAUGAUAAGCGUAACACUUUUGCAUUGAAUUUCAGAUUUCUUCGAUUGCUCCGCUAUUUCAACAAAAAAUUGAAAAAAAAAUUCUACCAUAAUUAGAAAAUGUAAACAAAACAACUUGCACCACAACGAAGUCACGCAAAAAGUUUGAACAUCUAGCUUUGUGGUAAGUGUUGGAAGCUGUUGUAAACAAAACAAACAGCGUUGCCGAAUCGACGUAUGCAACUUCCGCUCAUCUCUAUGUAGAGGAUUUCUAUGCCGGGCGUGCCGAAGGUGUACCGCACGUGCCCAGUGGGGUUUUUUCUUUGAAUGUUUUUGCGCUAAUGAAGAACCCUGCCAAUUUUUGGCGAAUGUUGUUUAUCUGAUUGAUGUUUACAAACAAAAUCCCACCCAGCAAACUUGAUUAAAAUUAAAACAAGCGGAUUUGUUCAAUUGUGAGUAUUUUGACUGGUUGAUUCUAAAGAGCAAUGUUGGAUUUUAUUGUUGUGCCCAUGUGUACCGAAUUGUGCCGGCAUGUGUGCCAAGAUGUGCCGGGCACAAUGUGCCAAGUGACCAACCCCUUGGGUCGACGCAAUUUCCAGCGACACUGCCGUAAGUUUAUUUUCAUUUUUUAGAAAAUUUGGCAACUUUAGCUUAAGUUUACACACAAACAGUUUUGAAAAAUUUUCAUUUAAAUCAUGUUCAAAGUUACUUUGAAUGAGACCUGGGGUUUUGAAAUCGGACGCAAAUUGGCGGAGAUAUGAGCCUAAAAAAAUUACAUGUUUUUGAGGGGGUUGAUCGGGAGUGUAAAUGCAGGGAAACAAAAUAAUUCUGCUGCAAAAUCUUUUUUUUUUUGGUUGUAGUUUAAUGUAACACUGCUUGUCUAAAUAUGAUUUUCACGAAUCAAUUUAUCAUUAUUAGUCUUAUAGAGCACGGGAAUAAUUGGAUAAGGGUGCUUUUUUACAUCUUUUAGCAAAAUCAAAAUUAUCUCACUAAUAUAUUUUUUCAUUUCAGAUAAUCGUCAAGUGAAAUCUACAAUGAUUUCAAAUAACUCAGCAACAAAGACGUUCAAAACAACAUCUUUGCCAACAAUCACAUCGAUCCCUACGACGACUAAUCAGAUGGCACCAAUAACUCAAUCGACGCCUGUGAUCUUGAAUGAUUGUUUAUUGGAGAGCAAAAAUAUUGUUGUCUCAAAAAAAGAUAACAAGUAUAUACUUUUCACCACAGCAUCUGUACCUCAUCAUUCAAAUCCGUUAGUACCAAAUUCGUCGCAAACGAUUCAAACAAUUCAUCCAGUGCAGACAGCUACCGUCAUUGACACAGGGCGCAUUGAGGAACUAUUGAAGAAGGAUAAAAUUAUUAAAAAAACAGAACUACAGAAUGAUGGAACCACAACAACUACCUACAUCUUUGAUGAGUGCGAUAUAUUACCAUUGAAAACUACACCACGUGGUCCAGUGAAUCAUUCUCUUGCUACUACAUCAUCAGUUGACACUCUCAGCAUAACAACGCAAGCAACUGUCUUGAAACCAACUACAAUUUCUAUAGUCAAAGUAGGUGCGGGUGAUAUGGUAGCUACUACUGGAACUGCCGUAAUCCCUGUAGGAACCAGUCUGAUUCCAACAACCCAUGGCAUCGGUACUACCGGUACUAGCAAUCAAAUUAUCAAUGCCAGUACAAUUGAGAAUAAUCAAAGUCAAAAUGCGACUACGAAAAAAAUGGUGAAGGCUACGCAUCCUCGAAUAAAAUAUUCAAGGCACAAAAAUCCGUCUGUACAACCCUUGUCUACAUUACCAAUAUUGACAAUACCAUCAGUGACCACUAACAGUCAGACGAUCGCUGCUCCCAGUAAUGAAUCACAAUCAGUUGGAACUACAACAACUACAAAAAUUGAGUUACUCAAUUUUUCUUUGUCAAGAAAGUAUCCUAGUCAAGGAACAAAAACAAUUGACGUGAGUAACAUACAGCAAAUUCCAAUAUCAGCGAUUUCCAAAGCUGCUCCACCACGCUAUACUAUGAACGAGUAUGAGACAUCUACAUCACAUACAUCACAGAGCAAUGAUUUUGCUACUGGUAUGAUGGAUGAUUUGGAUUAUUCUGUAAUUGAUGAUAUUGAGUUACCAGACGACGUUCAAGUGAACUUUAAUGACUCAUACACGGAAAAAGAAUCUCACACAACUCUUGAAGAAGAAGGCACUGAUACACAAGAUCUUAAUAAAACAGAAACUGUGAAUAAACCGUCUAAAACAGAUACUAAACUUUUGAAUACCGUAAUGGAUGAUAAGUAUGCUCUAUUGGCCAAUACAAGCAUAAUGAAGAACUUUGAAUAUACUGUAAAUGAGUCAGUAGUGAGUGAUACUGAUGAUAGUGAAAUGCGCCAAUACAUUUGUAGACAUUGUGGAAAACGAUAUCGCUGGAAAUCAACUCUUCGAAGGCAUGAAAAUGUCGAAUGCGGCGGCAAAGAAGCGAUGCACCAAUGCCCAUAUUGCACUUAUAGAGCAAAACAGCGUGGAAAUUUAGGUGUUCACAUCCGUAAGCAUCAUGCUGAUAUGCCACAGCUUGAAAGUCGCAGGAAAUCGAAAAAUCGAGAUUCUGUGAGUUUAAUGGAAUCAAUAAAACCAGAGGCAAUGGAAACAAGUAGUCCGGGACAAAUGUGAAACUACAACACGUUUCUGGAAGCGUGUAAUUUGAGUCAUAGCUUUGUAUGAGAAAGCACUUUUUUGUUUAUUUACUAAUAUUAUAAAUACCAUAAGUGUACCAGCCGUCGCUUGCGUUUCAAUCGUUUCAAUAGACUUAGGGGCUGUCCAUAAACCACGUGAUCAUGUGGGGGGGUUUGGGGGGAGGGGGGGGGGGGUGGUGUGUUCGGCCAAUUGCCAUUUUGUAUGGACAAAUAAAAAAAUUUGUAUGAACUAAUGAGGGGGGGGUGGUUGAAAAGUCCCGAAAAAAUGACCACGUGGUUUAUGGACAGCCCCUUACUCAGAUGGUCUCGCAUUGUAGAGGCAUUAGGCAAGAUAAAUUGUAACGUCAUAAAAAUAGUUUACAUUAACAUUUCCGUUGUUUUCAAAAUUAACACAUAUUUUGCUCCAUAUAUACCUGUUUGCCAUGGGAAGUGACACCACAGUUUAUGAAUCGGCAAAAAAAUAUCACUAUUCAUGAAUCUCUUUUCUCCUUCAACUAACACGGUGAUUAAUGAACAGUGGUGAGGGGAUUGACGUAUGUGGUAGUACAGCGGCCGUUCGCUCGUUGCAAACCCGUUAGUUUCAACUAGAGUGACUGGAGGGAGAGUGGCGUCAUCUUCCAAUUUUGACAGGUCUCCUGCUCGUUUGGAACGGGAAUUUGUAUGGAGUUGACAGAUGAUCGCUGUUCCAAUUUUGAAAUUGACGCCAACCUCCUUUCCAGUCACUCUAGUUUCAACCUGUUUCAACUAGAAAUCCUGUUCAUUUGGCUCACACUUUGACAGUUCUCUCUGCACGAUUGGCUCACAAUGGCCGCCUCCGCAGAUGUCUAUAAUGUAGGAUUACUAGUUUCAACGUAGUAAUCCUAUACAUUAUAGAGAUAUUGCGCUGCUAUUUUUCAUAAUUUUGGGGAAACAAGUUUGGCUAUAAUUAACUAACGUAGAUAAAAAAACUUGAACCACAACAAAGUCACGCACAAAUUUUGAACAUCUAGCUUUGUUAGCAGCUGUUGUAAACAAAACAAACAGGGUUGCCGAAUCGACAUAUGUAACUUCCGCUAAUCUCUAUGUAGGGUUGUUAACGUUAAUUAACUAUUAACGCCGUUACGUUAAUUCGUUAACAUUAAUUGUAACGAUCAACGACUUUUGCGUUGAUUUUCUGGAAUCGUUGAUCAACGUUAAGCUUAGUUUCUUGUUGCCAAGUAGAGCGCUUAAGUAAAAUUCCACAUUUUUCCGCAAGUAAUUUUGACAACUAAUCCAGUAUGGGGAGAAACGUCACAUUUCCUUACGGAAUAAUAGCGCGGACUAUUUUUCCGCAAGGAAAAGUGACAGGUCCAUUUGAUUCGCAUGGGAGGCGUUAAGAGUGUUACACUUUUUUCCUUACUUGCCAUCUGCGAACUGCACAAGUAAUUUUGAAACGGAAUCAUUACUUGAUCAUUAGGGUAAGCUGGGGUAAUACGCACCCCUGGGGCAAAACGCCCUCACGCUAUUUCAUUAUAUAGAUGAAGUUCCGUCAGAUGCAAGCAAACUAGACGUAAAACUGAGCCGGACAAGUCCAAGAAUGCCAAGAAUAUUCGAAUGAAAAGCGUGGAAAACGAAGAUUUUCCACAUUUUGAAAGAUUGUCUAAUUUGAAGCGCACGCAACUUAAGCAAUUGCGCGCUGAUUAUAUGGAAUCAACCCAUUAACUACCAUCCGCCUCCAACACCUUCCAUUUGCUGCCGUAAAUAGUAAGAUGGAGCCGCCUGGUGUUUCACUAGAAUUCAAAGCGGAAAAUGCCAGAGGUCGUAUUGCCCCACCUCAAGGUGCGUUUUGCCCCCAACAGUUUGUCAGCACCCAAAACGUAACACUUUUUUAAAUUGUUAAUUUGAUUCGGUAAAAUUGAUAUUACGCGGUCCAAAAGUUGGCGUCUUUUAGUGAAAUAAGUAAACUAACUUCUAAAACGCAAGACGCCCAUACAAUCAUCUCAAUCAUGGUUUUAGGGCCACACAUGCUUAGGGGGUGCAUAUUACCCCACAUUCCCCUACUUGUCCUAUCUUUUUGCACAGUACGUACGAAGUGGAAAUUAGCCAUUAACGUUAACGCAAAGCGUUGAUUUAACGUUACCGUUUCCGUAAAUCUUACGUUGAUUGUAGUAUUUAGGGUCUGUGUCAAUUGACGAAUUAAAAUUAAUUUUCACUUAAACUUGACAGUUCGAUAAUUAUUUCCUUAGGAAAACUGUCAAAUUUAAGUGUUGAACUGUCAAAUUUAAGUAAAAAUUAAUUUCAAUUUGCCAAUUGACACAGACCCUUGCAGUCUUGCGAAUAAUCGCGACCAUCACGAGACAAUCACUUGAACCGCUUUCUGGAGUCACCCUUCCCAAGGUGAUACGAACCAACAAGCAUGUCACGCCUGGAAUGACAAACAUGUUGUGGGUUCCACCCUUCGCAGCUUUGCAGCGAUAGCAGUUGCUGAGUAUGCUUCAGGCGGGUUGCGAGAGAAUCAAUCUUUCUGAGCAACGAUGCAUAACGGGCGAAGUGAGAGCGUUUGCCGUAGCCAGGGCGAACUGCGUGGUGCGCUCAAUGUGUGCGUUUAAACUGAGCUAUGCAAAAAGAAUAGGAUUUAUGACGUAGUACCGUGCUUGUGAUAAUACACAUGCAUAGUUUUACAUGCUGUUGCGCGUGCAUCUGCUUGAGGCGACGGAGAGAGUCAUGACACUCACAUGAGCCGUAUCCAAGUCAGGAUGAUUGUAGCAAAACAAGGGUGACCGGGUGACUAUGAUGGGAUUCUGUCUUUUCAGGUGUUAGCGACUGUAGAGAGAGUGAAUCAGAAACCGCAGAGACAGGGUGAUACAAGCUUGGUGUUUAUCAGCUUUUUUGUGACUUGUACGCUGAUGCUUCGCGACACUGCCCUUAAGCUAAUAAAAUGUUUCAGGGUUUCCAGUUAGCCUAGUGGUUAAGGCUUUGGAUCGCCAAUCCGGGGAUGGUGGGUUCGAUUCCCGUUCCGGUCGGAGAAAUUUUCUCGACUCCCUGGGCAUAGAGUAUCAUUGUACUUGCCUCACAAUAUACAAAUUCAUGCAAUGGCAGGCAAAGGAAGCCCUUCAAUUAAUAACUGUGGAAGUGCUCAAAGAACACUAAGUUGAAGCGAGGCAGGCCAAGUCACAGUGGGGACGUACAGCCACAAAGAAGAAGAAGAAAAUGUUUCAAAUAUUAUUGAUGAACAUGACGGAAUUUGACUUGGAAUUUGCCAAUGUAGUGGGCAUUUUCGAGGGAUUUAUAUUGGAGGUAAUGCAGAUUUUUAAGCAAUGUCUGAUGAAAACUUUGAUUUUUGAUUGGCUUUGUAGUUGGAUCGAGAAGUUGAAAUAUUUACAGCAUUAUUCAGUCGCCGUUGAAUCAACGAAAUGAAAAAUCAAAAUGUUCAGAAUAAAUCUCUACCGACAUUUGUUAAGGACUAGCUGUCCCGGCAAACGUCGUACUGCCUGCCUACUGUAUUUUUUGACAUGCAGCUCCGUAGAGAUGUCCCCCGCAAAGUCACCUGUAUGGGAGCCCCCUGUUCUAGAGACCGGAGAGGUCUUACACCAAGCUAAGAACCUUCCCCGGCCUCAAACAUACCCGCUACAAAAUUUCACACCGAUCGGUUCAGUGUAAUGCAUAGCGGUCAGACAGACAGAAAUUAAUUUAUAUAUAUAUAUAUAUAUAUAUAUAUAUAUAUAUAUAUAUAUAUAUAUAUAUAUAUAUAUAUAUAUAUAUAUAUAUAUAUAUAUCUUGAAUUUUUCAUCAUUACGGUGGUCAUUUGAAGUUAUUUAAAUUCUGAUCUAUCAGGGUUGAUCCCUGAUGGUGCCAAUUCUUGUCAGUAAUAGCCGAUGACAAAAUAUUUAGCGAACGUUCAAUUAUUAUUAUUAUUACUAUUUAUUAACGACACUUUACCAUUAUUGUGGCAUUCGUGUCAUGCGAACGUUCAAGAAGAAGCCAAAUAACUUAAGAGAAAUAAUCAUGAAAUUUUGGGAGCUAUUAAAUUCAGUUUGAAUAGGAGAAGAAACACGAGGAAGACAUAAAGGUGGUAUAAUUGUAGGAAAAUGUGGCUAGCAUUCCUACACAAAUUUGUUGUAGGUCAUUUUAGAGGAUUUCUAUUUGUAGCGAAAUAUUUGCCAAUUUGAACUAAUUUUGUAUAUGGUUUUUAAUAUUUUAUAUAUUCUAAUUGUCUCAAGGCUUGACGACGAAUUUAUGCGUUCAUUUUGACCAAUUAUGAGCUCCCGUGUAUCACUUUCGCCAACCCUACAUUAUAUGUGGCAACUCUUUAAGUGACUUUUUGGAACUGUGCCUAGUGCGCGAAGAGUUAUUAGUCCACUAGACCACUAAUGUGGGCGCUAUUUCAUGGGUAACGAGUCGUAUGACGAAAUUACAGCGACAUUUGGUCGUUUUAGAAGCAUAUGUAUUGGACGUCCUAUGAGACAACUUGAAUAAAUGCAAACUUUAGGGAAUACUGAUUCUGAAAGUAUUACACUAUUUUCAUAAUUCAUCGCAAAUGAAAGAAUGAGAAUGAGGUUUGCGAAAUCCAGGAAUAGGAUGCGGAUGCAUGAUUUUGAUGUCAAAUUCCGAUAAUACCUUUCUUGAACCCAGAAGUUCGUACGUGAAAUUUUUGCUCUUGAUCUUCAAAAACUUGAUCUUGAAAGUUCAACAGAUUUGCUAUAAUGGUAUUUUAAAAACUUUACCUGAAUCUGCUGCUUUCAAUGCGAUCUUAUAGAAAUCGUUCUAUCAGUGCAAUGCCAUGUAAGGGGAAUGACCAACUUUCUUGAAAUGUGGAAAAAAGUUGACAUAUGCAGCAUGCGAUCAACUCCAAAUGUAGUAAAUUCAGACGAGCCACAUAUAUUGACUCAAUACUUUUCAAUUGUUCGUAUAUCACAGUAAUUAACGAUUAAAAUAACGUCAUCGUUGACGUUGAUUUAACGCAACCCGUUGACGUUAACGUUAAUUUUCAUUAAAAUCAACGCAACGCCGUUGACGUUGAUUUCCGCGAAAGUUAACGUUAACGGCGUUAAUCAUUGAUUAACGUUAACAACCCUGUUCUUGAUAUAGCUGUCUUGGCACAUGGUGUAGUGCCCGUCGACUUUUUCGAUGUGGAUUCCGAGGAACUGACGAAGGUCUCCUAGGGAGUACAGCUUGAAAUGUUGCCCCAACUUGGCUCGAAUCUCCUCGAACUCCUGCUCUGAGUGGCAGAAGACGACCAUAUCGUCUACGUAUAUCACUAUGAAGCACAUCUUACCGUCCUUGUUUCUUUGCACGUAGAGGCACGAAUCCGCUUUGCCGGGCUCGAAUCCCUUCUGUUUGAAAAUGCCAUCGAUUUUUGCAUUCCAAACCCACGCGGAUUGUUUCAAGCCGUAGAGGCAGCGUUUCAGCCGACAGACCAGAUUAUCAUCCGACCGAAAUCCUGGAGGCUGCUUCAAAGGAUGUCUUCUUCGAGGCUGGCAUAGAGAUAGGCGCACUUGAUAUCCAGGUGUUUGGUAAUCAUCCCGUCACGACUCGCGAUUGUCAACAGUGUGCGAAGAGUAGUUUGCUUUACUACAGGGGCAAACACCUCGUCGUAGUCUAUACCAUAGCGUUGAGAGAACCUUUGUGCGACCAACCUCGCUUUGUGCCGCACUAUUUGGCCGUUCUCGUCCUCCUUCUGUUUAAAAGUCCAUGGCAGCCAAUGGCCAUUCUGCCAGGAGGAAGCUGCACCAAUUCCCAGGUCUGGUUUUCUGCAAGGGUUGUAAUCUCCUCCAUCGGCGUCUGCCAAAUGGCUUUUUCCGGUCGCUGGAUCGCUUCUUCGCUUUCUGCUUCCGGUUAGCCCCAUCAGCUCCUACAUCCGAUGCGCUUUCAAUAAAGCCGCUUCUUCGUGGAUCUAUCCAAAAACCGGUAGGCUUUGUGCUCUAGUGAGUAGCCUACGAAAACGAGCUCCUUAGCAGUGGGGGCCAGCUUCUUGGGCCUUUUCUUUCGGGAUAUGCACCCACGCACUGCAUCCAAAAACCCUCAGGUUUUUCACGUCCGGUUUGGAAUCGUACCAGAUCUCACACGGUGUAAACUUAACAGGCUUCGUCGGGAGGAUGUUUUGGGGAAAUACGGUCGUGUUAACUGCCUCCGCCCAAUAGUACGCCGGCAGAUUGGCGUCGAACAAGAGGCAACGAACCAUUUCAACAAGGUAGCGGUUCUUACGUUCCGCUAACCCGUUUUGUUGCUGACUGUAGCCCGCCGUGUACUGCGGUUGUAUUCCCUCCUUCCUAUAGAAUUCACGCAACUUCCUCUCCACCUUGAUCCGAACGUAUUAUUCUGGGCUUCCGACCGAAACGAUUUUGCGCCAUUCCCACGUAUUCCCGGAUUUUGGCUGCUACUUCUGACUUGUGUUUGAGUACACUGGGAAAAAAAUCUUCAUUCCUUCUAUGUGUCCGGGACAUGGAUUUUUGCAAUGGGGGUAAACAAAUGUUUUCCAUUAAUGCGACUCAUACUUUUGAUGAGGCGCCAUACAGCAGCGACUCAUACAAUUUAGAGCACAUACUAUUCAUGCGCUAAUUUGCCUGCGUAAUCGGAUAUUGGUUGCAUAUACUUUGGAUGUGGUUUGGCACAUGGAUAUUUGCCAUUUAGUAUGAGGCAAUUUUCCUGAGUGUAGGUACACCACGCAGUAGCGAGAGUGAUCGUCAAUCAUAGACAUGAAAUAACGAUAUCCGCUGACUGAUGGCACUUCAACCGGGCCGCAGACGUCCGUGUGCACAAUAUCCACCGUCGUUUUUGUGCAUGUUGACGAUUCCUUAGGGCGGGGUCCGCGAGCUUUUCCCCUUCAGGCAACAAUCGCAAGGCUCAUAUCGAUGCCACAAUCAAACAUUUCCAAACCGCUUACCAGGUCGUUCUUUUUCAUCCGGAUAAUCGCUGCCGGGUCCCUUCUAUGCCAGACGUGCGGGCUGUCUUUGUUGUGAUGACCGCUGACAGAUAACGCCACCUCUUCUGGUUGCUUUAGCUGGUACAGCCCAUGCUUCAACGUUGUCACAGCCACCGUCGUUCCGUCCCGCGUGAUUCGGCACCCACGAGCAUCGAAAAUCACUUCGGCAUUUUUCUGCACUAUCGCCGGCACUGACAACAUUCCCAGGCCCCAUCCAUUUGGUUUCCUGUGCAAUGUUGACUGUUCUGGUCAGUAACGGAGUAGCAACUACGAAUUGUACGGUCAUCUCAUGCUCAUGCUCAUGCUCACUAUCGCCGGCACCGACAACAAGUUCACAAGGUUAGGUGUGUAAAGCGCGAUACUUAUGAUCAUUUGUCUUGGUAGUCCGAUUUCAUCACAACACUCGAUCGUGACACACCCCUGGCCUUCCACUUUCGUCAAUUUUCCUUCGGUUAGCUUCACAUAUUUAAUGUCACAACUGUUCAGUUCACUAAAGAAGCUCCGAUCGGCAACUGUGUGACUAAUCGCACCAGAGCCCACAACCCACGGCUUCGAGCCGUCGGAAUGGAUUACCGGCAGGGAGUGCGUUCAAUGCUGGUCAGCAGGAGUAAAAACAUUUUAUUUUGUAUGGCGAAAAGCAUCUAAACUCGAAUUUCUCGAAAUGAAAAGAUUUUAUCGAAAAAAUAUUUGGUAGGCACCAAACCGGUCAUCAUUGUGCACAACCGAUACCAAAUAUUUUUUCGAAUAAUGUGUUCCACUUCGAGAAAUACACCUUUAGAUGCUAUUCGCCAUACAAUAUUUUUGCGAUUUACUUUUAGCGAUUUUUCGCGCAUAGAAGCUAGCGCCACAUUGGUCGAUGCGGAGAGUAGGAAAAAAGCCAAAGCAUUUAAUCCAUUAGCACACGCGCCGGCCGCGGAAGCAAACGAAACACAAUCUUCUCUUUCCUUGGGGGGUUGUUUUCCUUUCGGCUUCGGGUCACCGUCCAAAUCACGAGCGCGCUGCGGGCACUCAAACUGCUUAUGGCCCUCCUUUUUGCACCGGUGACAAAUCAGAGGCUUCUUCUUCUUCUUGUUGCUUCGGCCUUGUACCCCAGCAACCUUCAAGACUUGGUCGUUUCCGGAUGCGCCUUGAUGUUUCAUCACCUCGUCCAGGAGCUUUCGCUUCACGAGUUCCAGGGUGAGAUCCGCGUCGGACCGGCUCUCAAGGGCGGUCGUCAGGGUAUCGUAGGAACUCGGCAGACUCCUUAAAAUCAUCGCGACUUGAAGAUUCUCUGCCAGUCCCUAUCCUGCGUUCCUCAGCCUUUCAAAUAACUCCUCCAUGGCAAAGAUGUGCUCUGCCAUAUCUUCACCAUCUGCGAAACGCUUAUCGCAAAUCUGCUUCAAAAGCGAAACUUUUGAUUAGAGUUGCUUUUUGGUGGUGAUUCUGGAUCGCGAUCCAGGCUGCCUUCGCUGUUGGAGCCGCACGGAUCAGCCCGUGCUGGUUGUCCUCGAUGAGCAGGCCAAUGGUUGCCUGGGCCUUCGCAUCCAGUGCAAUCCAGGCAUCGUUGGAUUCUCCUGCCUUUUUAACGCCGGGAUCGACACAACGCCACAGGUCCUCACGGAUAAGCAGAAGUUCCACCUUAAAUUUCCAGGUGAGAUAGUUGUUAUUAUUCAACUUUUGAAGGCUGAACCGAUUGCCAUCCAUUUCCGCGCGAACAACUUUCGAUAUUUGGCGAAAACGAACGAUUUUCGCAAAAAAACCAUUAAAAUUUCAAAACGGCGUCAAAUUUUCUUCCGUCCCGAUACUCGCUACCACGCACAGGCCCAUUAACCUGUUGGCGGAUUAUGCACAGCGAGAGAGAAUAAAAGAACAACGUCUGUUGUCUGGAAGAAACGCGUACGAACUAACUUUAUUUAUCUUCAGUUUACAUUGGAGUAAAACGUGUUAAUAACUUUAUUUGUUGCCAACACAGUUGUUGUGCUGACAGUAACGUCACUCUUUUCCCUUAAUUUGGGGUUUUCAACAAUAUCGAGGCAACUACCUCUACUAUGCCGAAUCUGCACGCCAAACUGGGUGGUAUCUACAGGGGAUAGACAAAAUGAUCGGGACAGGCAAAAUUUUCACUUUACAAAAAAUGUUCAACUAGCUGUAACUUUUCGAAAAGUGCAUCAAAUAUUUUCAAAUUUUCACUGUAAGUUCAUCAUCUAGUUGUGUAUUAGAGGUCAAAAUUUGGAAAAGAUCGAGCUAUUCUGCACAGAUAUAACAGCUCAAAGUUGGCUAUCGGAUAAUUAUACCUUUUUCAAGAAUCUUUAUAACUUCGUGCAAAAUAGUCCGAUCUUUUACAAAUUUUGAACACUGAUACAAAACUAGUUGACCAACUCACAGUGAAAAUUUGAGAAUAAUUGAUACCUUUUUCGAAAAGCUACAGCUAGUUGAACAUUUUUUGAAAAGUGAAAAUUUUGCCGUCCCGAUCAUUUUGUCUAUCCCCUGUAAGUUUUUAUAAUUUUAUCUGCACGCCAAACUGGGAGGAAUCUAUUUUUUUUUUUAAUUUUCGGUGUCCGGGAACGAAUAGGUAUAAAAUUCAAUUUUAAGUUUAUAUGGGAUCGAUUUAAUGAAUCGCCCUUCGGCGGAUUUUGUAGUAAUAGCUGUCAAAAGGUGAAAUGAAAAAUCUUUUGAAAUCCAUUUUUAGGUCAAGAUCAAGAUGGAUUUUGGCACUUCAGAAAAAAGUGUUCUUGUAUAAAAUUUACAAAACAAAACCCAUCUGCGAACUGCUCAAGUAAUUUUCGGGAUCAUUAGUUGCCAUUACUUGUGAUAUCCUUUCGUACAGUGGAUACAAGCAUUUAUGAAGCAGAACAUGUUUUAUUUUAAAUACAAGAAAAUGGAUUUUUUCUCAUCGUGUCUAUAAUGGGGGAGCAUCUGAAUUAAUUUAAGUCAACAAUCACUAUUUUUACGGUUAUUGCAUCACGAACGGCUACUACACUGGCAGUGCAGUGUGUUACAAACAUGUGCGUGCAUCUAAAGAAACACAGUUUAUGUAAAAGUAGACCCAACAACUGAGUUAAAAAAUGUUAAGGUGCUUAAAAUAGCUACAUUUCAAUCACUAAAAGUAUUGCUAUAACAUGCAGUAUGUUGGCUAAGGAAUAUACAUAAGUUGUGUUACGAAUAUGGUUUAUUGUAAGACAGGACGACAAACGUAAAAGCUACCUUUGUGCCGAUAUGAGUUUUCAUAUAAUUAUAUGUACAUAUGUGUUCCAACUAAGACGUAAAAAAUGACGAAUUGAUGUUUUUUUUUUGCAUAUGUAACAACAUGGUAAUUUUCAACAUUGCUUCUGGCAAAAGAAAAACUAUGUCAAUACCAACUUAUGUAAGUAAGUAGGUUUCAGUAUUGAAACCUGAUAAAAUAAUAAAUAAUAUUAUCUAUAGUUGCAUAAUCUAUUCUAUUAUUUAAAUAUGUCUAAGCGGUCUCCCGGAAUGCAUCAUUUAUAAUCCGAUUGGAAGGACAAUUUGAAUUAUAUCUACCGUGAGGUCGCCAUUCACCGCUCAUUAACCGGCAUUUUCGUAAAGAUGACAUUUAAAAUCGACGUUGGCGAAUAUUGCACAUUAAUUUACCUCAACAACUCAAUUAUCUAUAAAUAAUUAUAGAAAAAAUAUAAAACGAUCGUAAAAUAUGCUUACAACCGAAAAUGUGUUAUCUCUUGGCUCCUAUUACCGCUCAUGCAUCCACUCACCGCUCAUAAUGGAUCCAUUCACCGCUCACUGGAUUAUUUUUCAUGGAACCACGUAAACACUUCAUUUAUAAAAACAAAAUAACUUUUAUUUGCUAAAGUAUUGAUUAUUAUAAUUUAUUUAUUUAAGAGGUUUUAACAAAAAGUCAUUCGCCUUCGUAAAAAAAGGAUUAUACUUAAAUACUUUUUAGCAAUUAACAUUUCUUGAAUUGAAUUGAAUUAGCUUUUCUUACUGCUGCUUAACCCGACGUCUCCACUAGACAGAAAUGUCUUGCCAUUUUGCUGGACAGAUGUGUCAUGACAGAAAUGUUUUCUCGCUGUUUGCAUGGAAAGCAGCGGUGUUGAUCAUUUCUGUUACGUUUUCUCUUUCUGGCAACGUCACUUUGACACUAAAGUGCAUCGAAAUGCACUGCCAGCAUGACUGACAGCAUAAAUUUGACACUUGAUUGCUUUUUAAUUGCAAACACGUGUCAAAUUUUGCAAUUAGCGGACUUGCAAUAAAAAAGCGCUGCAAUGAGCGAGUUUGCAACGAGCGAACGGGUUCUGUACAGCGGCCGUUCGCUCGUUGCAAAAUGUUUACUUUGCAACGAGCGAAUGCCAUUCGCUAAUUGCAACGUCACUUUGACACUAAAGUGCAUCGAAAUGCACUGCCAGCAUGACUGACAGCAUAAAUUUGACACUUGAUUGCUUUUUAAUUGCAAACACGUGUCAAAUUUUGCAAUUAGCGGACUUGCAACCUAAAAGCGUUGCAACGAGCGAGUUUGCAACGAGCGAACGGGCUCUGUACAUGGAUAUUUUUCGUGUUUCAAAACAGCCAAACUUUGACCGCUUUGGGCUAGCACUUAUCGAAGUCCGAUUGAGCAGAAAUUUUGCAUGGGGCCUUGUUUUGAGGAGACGAAACUUUUGAGCACUACCCAUUUUUGAAAUUCGAUGGUCAAAUUCUUCCCAUACAUCAUUGGCACCCUAGCACAUACUGAUACAGAGCCCGUUCGCUCGUUGCAAACUCGCUCAUUGCAACACUUUUUGGUUGCAAGUCCGCUAAUUUCAAAAUUUGACACGUGUUUGCAAUUAAAAAGCAAUCAAGUGUCAAAUUUAUGCUGUCAGUCAUGCUGGCAGUGCAUUUCGAUGCACUUUAGUGUCAAAGUGACGUUGCAAUUAGCGAAUGGCAUUCGCUCGUUGCAAAGUAAACAUUUUGCAACGAGCGAACGGCCGCUGUACACAAAUGCACCGACAGCACAACUGACAGCAACUGUUGUAUUUUAUUUUUUGGUUUAAGAAGACAACUGUUAUAGUAAAGCGGCCAUUCGCUCGUUGCAAAAUGUUUACUUUGCAACGAGCGAAUGCCAUUCGCUAAUUGCAACGUCACUUUGACACUGAAGUGCAUCUAAAUGCACCGACAGCACAACUGACAGCACGAAUUUGACACUUGAUUGCUUUUUAAUUGCAAAAACUUGUAAAAUUUUGCAAUUAGCGAACUCGCAACUAAAAAGCGUUGCAAUGAGGGGGUUUGCAACCUGAGAGAGAGGAGACAUCUCACUGACAGCCACGAUGUUUACAUGUCUUCUUCUUACUUCAUUCGCCGCACAAUGGUUUGAAAAAAUAUUAUUGGUCAAAAAUGAAUUGCUUAUUGAGUUCGUUGCGACAGAGCAUGGAAAAUAAAUGGAUUCGUUGCGCUGGUCGUGGGAAACUGAUCAUAAUUUUUUUAUCUUUUUAAAUACAACAAACGGAGCAAAAUUUUGAUAAGAUCUUUUGGAUAUUUGGCCACUCCACACCAUCAAUGUGCGAUUUUAACCUCGGUUCGCGGUGACAGUUUGUGACAGAUCCUCCUUGACAUUAAGUAGCACGCAAUCGAAGCCAGCUGUCUCCUCUCUCUCAGUUUGCAACGAGCGAACGGCCGCUGUACUGCCCUAACUUUGAAUAAUUUUCGUAUGAUUGACCCAAAAUGAGCGGUGAAUGGCGACCUCACGGUAAUUCAAUUUUGACGUACAAAUACUUAUUAAAGCUAGUUUUUUGUUAGUUUAUAUUAAAAAUAUACCCGAUUAUUUUUUUUGCACGUGUCGUUAUUUUGCUACACUGCCCCUCUUCGCAUGUUCAGUCCCAUGUUGUUUUUCAAAGUGCCUAGGUACGUUUUGCUAGUGCAUGUACUGUAUAGUACAGUGAGGAUUCGCUUGUUGGGUUAGGGGCUGUUCAUAAACCACGUAGACCAAAUUUUGUCCGUCUCAGACCCCCCCCCCCCUCGUAGACUUUCGUCCACACAAAAAUUUUAAAAUUUGUAUGGAGCGUAGACUUUUGUCAGACCACAAGUAAGCAAGAACAGAAUAAUAAAAUGCACUGUUGUUUGAAGCUUGCUUCUUAAGAUUUGUGCGUCUGAAGUUCUGAUGCACUGUUCAAACGAGAUUUCUAGACAUUUGUCCUUAAAAUAGAGGAAUUUACAAAUUUGACAGUAAGUAUCCACAUUUAUUGAAGGAGUUAAAAAACAACCGGCAGCCGUAGUCUCAGUUUCUCAGUCUGGUAAUCGGAAGAACUUUCGAAAUCAUUAGGGGGAUUCACUUAACAGCGUAAACUGAUUAAACGUCGUGAUCACCAAGGUUAUCUUUGAUUAUUUCAUUCGUAAAAUCAUGAAAUUACAAAUAAGCAGAAAAUCAUGGCUUACGCAGCAAUUUAAUUUGUUUAGUGAGUACUCCUAUUGUAAUAAAGUUUCAUUGAAUGCAAAAUGCAACGGCAUCACUGCUCAAAAAAAAAAAAAAAACAAUGAUUGAUAGAUACGAUGUAUUGAAUACUUAUUGAACCAAAAAAUAAAAUACAAAUUUAAUUUCUUGGAAUUUCUUGAACGUAGGUUAUGACUAUAUGGAUGCAAAGAUACAAAUAUUUAUGAAGAAUAUUAAGAGAAAUUAAUAAAUAAAUGUUUAAAAAUCAA